Molecule: messenger RNA, 732 nt
Organism: Nicotiana attenuata
Lineage: Eukaryota; Viridiplantae; Streptophyta; Magnoliopsida; Solanales; Solanaceae
Product: probable aquaporin NIP-type
Exons: 3
Coding region: 47-649 (200 amino acids)
Biological process (GO): transmembrane transport
Cellular component (GO): membrane
Molecular function (GO): channel activity
Source: RefSeq, a predicted model, not a curated record
AGGUUUGCUAGGGAUCGAGAAAACCUUUAUAUAUACUUGUACAAGCAUGGCAGCGAACAUUGAAGGUAUCCGAGAAGAUGAAAUCUCCAAACUGGAAGAAGGUGUCCAUGCAGAUAAUAUAUGUGCGUCCCAGUCUAACACUAGAAUAGGAUUUUGUUCAUCACCUUCCGUUGUUGCUGUUGCACAAAAGUUGAUUGCAGAGGCAAUUGGGACGUACUUUAUUAUAUUUGCAGGAUGUGGAUCAGUAGCAGUGAAUAAGCUAUACGAUGGGAGUAUUACGUUUCCAGGGAUAUGCGUGACAUGGGGUUUAAUUGUGAUGGUUAUGAUUUACUCUUUGGGACACGUAUCAGGAGGUCAUUUUAAUCCUGCUAUUACGAUCACUUUCACUAUCUUCCGUCGUUACUCAUGGAAACGGGCACCUUUUUACAUAAUAGCUCAGCUAACGGGCUCAAUUCUAGCAAGCGGCACAUUAGCACUAUUGUUGGACGUCACUUCCACAUCUUAUUUUGGUACUAUUCCAGUAGGAUCUAAUGGCCAAUCUUUGGCUAUGGAAAUCAUCAUUUCCUUCCUCCUAAUGUUCGUUGUUUGCGGAGUUUCUACAGAUGAUAGAGCGGUAUGUUAUUUAUUAUAUUUUACAUUGAGCAGAUAACUUCAUUAGAAAUUUAGCACCAUUCUCAAGGUCAUUGGUUAAUUCAUUUGUUUUGCAUGUGAAAAACAGAUAGGAGAACUGGC